AUGGUGUUCGGGUGUUGUUGGUCGUUGAGUUCCGUUAUACGCUCGAUGUCGUUCAUUUCCACGGCGUAGUUCGAGAAAACGCCGCGCGGUAUUUCGCGGCGCCGUCGUACGGCUCGCCGUAUUUCUCUCGUACGUCUCUCGGGUUUCGCUUCGUUUUCUUUUUAUUUUCUUUUUUUUCUUUUACGUUCCUCGCAAUCCCGUGUGGCCAGGCCCUGGCGUUCCUUCCGGAGCCUGGCGGAAAGGUGAAAGUAAAUCCCCGCGUCGGUGGAGCUCGUGCUCGAAUGAAUGCUCGAGGGAAGCUGGCUGUUCGUCGCGAGGAUCGCGUACACAUCGGGCACGCGACAUAGUCGUUGUGUUGCCUGGACACCCCGCACCUCUCCUGUUCAGAACAGGGAGAUCCAGAGCUGGGGUUCGCAAAAACUGAAAGCUAGAUCGCGUCUCCUCCGCCGGGUAUCGUUUCAACGGGAACGACACGACGACCAGUGGCACGUCCGGGACCAGCAUGCUCCAUUACCAUAGUGGAUAGCAUUUGCCGUAGUACAACGGAUCAUCGCAUGCUCGCACGUUACCGUCACGGGCAGUUCUGUUCCACAAUAAGGAAAAUGUCGGGAAUGGGUAAAAGGACUUACCUUCGCGAGGUAAAUCCCUAUCUGAUUUGUCCGUUGUGCAGAGGAUACCUUAUAGACGCGACUACCGUCGUCGAGUGUUUGCAUUCGUUUUGCAGGAGCUGUAUUUUGAAGCAUCUCAACACGGAGGCCCAUUGUCCCUCGUGCAAACAUGUUCUCAACAAGGCGAAACCGAAUAUCAAAGCGGACAAAGCGUUACAGGAUAUCGUGUAUAAAUUGGUUCCCGGAUUGUAUCACAAAGAGAUGCGCAAAAGAAGAGAGUUCUACAGGAAGCAUCCGGAGCAUGCGGAUUUUGCGACUCCGGAGCAACGCGGCGAAGACGUAAGCGGAAGGUUGAUUUUUGCCCCAGAGGACGCAGUUAGUUUGAGUUUAGAGUACAUACCACCUGGAGCAGAUCCUCUAACUAUUCUACUUAGUACCAACGACGAAGCGAGUAAUUUGAACGGAUUGAACAACCAAAAUAACAACAACAACAAUAAUAAUAGUAAUAACAAUCCCGCGAGCAAUCUUAACACAAGUACAACGAGCAACAGACGGUACCUUCAGUGUCCCGCGCUGGUGACUAUCGCGCAUCUAAAGAAAUUUCUAGCCCUGAAAUACAGCGUCGAUAUGACGAGAUACACCAUUGAAAUUUGCCAUCGGCGUGCUCCGCUUCCGGAACACUGGACCCUCAUGGAUGUUGCUUACAUUUACGCUUGGAAAAGAAAUGCGCCUAUGAGAUUUUUUUACCGAGUAGCCUUAGAGGAGCAAAGAUUAGAGGCACCUCCAAACGACAGACCGUCGACCCCCGGAUCAGGUGCAAGCUUACCUCCAGUCGGCGCUGCCGUUCCCGCUCAGGACAAUAUUAACACGGAAAAUACCCGAAACAACGCGGAAUCUAAGUCGGAAGUCGAUCAAAUAAACAACCGUGGCGAACGGCCCCUUCUGAAUAGUAAAAACGACAUUUCAAUCGAAAAGUCACGAGUUCCAAAUGAACAGAAGCUCGAUGCGAAAGCAGAGAAAGUUGAGACGAAAGUGGAGCAACAGUUGAGCAGUACAGUCGUGUCGACAACGGUCACGUCGGCGACGAUUUCGGCUUCCACAACGAACACAACAACGACAACCACGACGGUAACUAAUACAACUCCGUCUACGGCUUCUUCGUGUAACGAGGGUAACAAACAGAUUAAAACGCCUAUUAAGAUAUUGAAGAAUUCAGACGGGCGUUACGAAGUGUUGAGAAGCCCAUCUAUCAACUGGAGCUCGAAGGAACAAAGCUCCGCGAUCACGGAACCAAAAUCAUUCAGCCCUGAGUUUAGCGUGGUCAGCAUAGGCAACGGGCAGAACUCAAACGGAGUGAAGAUAACGUUAAAGCAGUGCACACCGACCAACACGAGCCCGUCGAAACCUAAGGUUAUCAGCAACGUUUUGUUACAUUGCGGUGGUCAAGUAGAGAAAGAUACCACGAACGCUAUAGUCAUCCAACAGAUCCAGAGGGACAGAGAAAAGCAACAAGUGGACAAGCAGGAGAAACAAAGACGCAGAGUCACGUUCAUGGAACGUUUGACCCCUGAGAAAACUACGAAUAACGUGCUGAAAACCACGUUGAAGAAGCCAGGUGAACUACAAGAGAAGAAACAAUUCCUUCAAGGAUUUCAGUUAACCGCCAGAGAAUCGUGUUCUUCCGAUGUACCAUCGGAAUCGAGAUCUAAAUCGGCCGAGGCAAGUGCCAGUGGUGAAUCGAGCAACGCUCAGAGUAAGAGUGACAGUAGUCCGGCGAAAAAGGAAGAGGAUAACGUUAAGGUCGAGACAUCGCAGAAAGCCAGCACAGAAGGGAAAAAUAAAAAUAUCGUCGAGAAUUCUACUGGUGUUAAUGCAAGCGGAAGCACCACGAACGCGAGUAAACGCGUGGCAACCGUGAGCGGAAUUAGCGGCAAUGCGCGAGUGAACGCGAACAAACAGUGCAGUGACGUAGAUGCACGCGCAUUUAGUUACACAAAGAGUUCGGGUGCGACCACCGUGAACAUCAACGCUAACAACAACCCUGCAAAGGUUGACGUGUAUACUUUCUCCAACGACCCGCCGGUGGUACCAGCAGGCGCGGUCAAGAGAAAAUGUCCACCAGGGCUGCCGAUCUUUGAUGUCAAACGAAAAAGGCAGCAACAGAUUCAAACGCAGACCACAAAGAAGCAGACACCCGUUUCUUCUCCUACUUCCCCUCUGCCUACGCCAGUGCAAAACAACGUGAAAUCACCGCGGAAGCUUACGACCGAUCACGUUAUUUCUGCGAAGAGACCCUCAAACCUGAUCGGAGACGCUGGUCCUAGUCGAACGCCGAUUAGUCAAAAUUCGAAGCCUACAUCGAACCCGAUGCUCUCAAAUGACACGCGAAACAUCUUGGAUGGCUGUGGACUAAAUAUUCCAGCGAGCUUGAGUAUAACUCUUACUGCACCGAAAUCUCCCGGUAGCAGUAGCGGAUUUGUCGAGCCGAACGAUUCCAAAGAUAAUCGAAAGAACGCCCUGGGAAAGGUGAGUCCUAGUAUCACUCUGAACGAUCGAUCCGUUGAUCCGCGGGUAUUGAAAGCACUGAAGGCUGGACAAAUAAGGAUGCCAGCACCACCAAAACCGAGGCAAACCAAGCAACCGGAACGGGAAAUGACACAACAACGACAGACGCCUUCCGGAAAACGGAAAAGAGAACAAGACUCUAGGGAUAUCUUGGAUCUAAGCGGAGGGAAGAAAGUUGAUAUGCAUCCAUUGAGAAUACCACAACCAGUUACAAAGCUGAAGGCAAAACCUUCGGCCAGAGACAAUGUACCGAAUUUAUCGGAUCAGGGACAAAUGGUGACUUUAAUAGGUGGUCACAAAUACUACCGAGCACCGCCUGGUUCAUUAACUCCUGCAGCCCAUCGAGUAAGCGAUUGUCCGAUGCCAACUCCAACGCGUACUCCAGUCUACGCCCCAGGACUUUCCAGCCCUAUGAAUAGCAGCCGAUCGAACGCCCAUCUCUCGUCUGUUUUCCCAAGUAUACAGAGCCUGUACGCCUUGAGUCAAGCGCCAAAUCUCCAACAGUUUCAGAUGGACGCUAGAUUGAGGCUACCGCGGCCAACAGAAGCGAAUUCCUCCGGCAUUCACACUGAUAACCGAACCGUGAACAGCAACGUACCCGGGAAGAGUCACUUGGCUGCUCAAUGCGCACCAGUGAAGCCAGCCAGAUCGUCGGUUGCACCUUUGGCGGUACCAAUUAGUAAACAGCAGCAAUCAAAUGAUAGAUCUGCGGCUACCGCUUGUUUGAAUCGUACUCUCACCUCUAACGAGAUAAACAAGGCACCACCACCGUUUCGAAAUAACGAACAUCCGGAUUCUACCGAUACUGGUCAACAAUUGUCCGUCCAAACGAAAUAUCCUCCGACCGCGGAUGGUAGCAAUCGGUAUUCACCGCAAAGCUCGAGCGUUAAAGACUCAAGCUUUCACAGCUCAAGCUUCGAACCUUGA
Dufourea novaeangliae is the source of this 4100-nucleotide messenger RNA. Its product is annotated as polycomb group protein Psc-like. The record is from RefSeq and is a predicted model, not a curated record. Gene Ontology annotation, molecular function: promoter-specific chromatin binding. NCBI's taxonomy places the organism in Eukaryota, Metazoa, Arthropoda, Insecta, Hymenoptera, Halictidae. Gene Ontology annotation, cellular component: PRC1 complex. The transcript has 7 exons. The coding region runs from base 555 to 4100 and encodes 1181 amino acids. Gene Ontology annotation, biological process: negative regulation of transcription by RNA polymerase II.